AGUAUGUAAUGGUUGCAUCAGAACAUAAUUCAAAAGAACAUUUCUCGCAGCAAAAAGAGAGAGAGGCUGCAAAGAUAGAGAGGAAGCUCCAGCACGAGAAGAGAAAGAAGUGUGAGAAGGCGUACGGAGAAUGGCUGACAAACAAGGCCAGGAGACAAGCCACUAGUGCUCAGAGAGAGAGCAGUGCUCUCAAAGAUAAGCUCAAGGAAAUUGAUAAGAAAAAACAUGCUGUUGAAGACAAAGCUAAAGCAGGCUAUGAGGAAUGGUGUGCUAAGAAGAAAAAGGAGAAACUAGUUGAUGAAAAACUGAAGUUUGAAGAGCAAAAAAGACAGACCCAGAUGGAGCAAGAGAAAAGGGAGAGGAGUGCGAAGGCAUACAGAGACUGGAUGAGAGUUAAUUACAAUAGACCUGUUGAAACAGACUGUUGUUACCAUAGAUUUAAGGAAAGACAAACAUUUUAACUUCAACUCACAUGCAUCAGAUCAUCAUUUUUAUUAAUUAACAAUCAAGUUGUCCAUGUAAAAAUGUAAAACCUUUUCCAUGUAAAAAUUAAAAUCAAAUAUAUAAUUAUAUAAACAAGUUUUGGGGUUUUGUUACAUUACUACAUAAUUAUGUCUAUCAGUUCUUUUGUAUUCCA
Molecule: messenger RNA, 637 nt
Organism: Halichondria panicea
Lineage: Eukaryota; Metazoa; Porifera; Demospongiae; Suberitida; Halichondriidae
Exons: 3
Coding region: 9-461 (150 amino acids)
Source: RefSeq, a predicted model, not a curated record